Messenger RNA from Gigantopelta aegis, 500 nucleotides. Its product is annotated as therostasin-like. Gene Ontology annotation, molecular function: serine-type endopeptidase inhibitor activity. Lineage: Eukaryota; Metazoa; Mollusca; Gastropoda; Neomphalida; Peltospiridae. The record is from RefSeq and is a predicted model, not a curated record. The transcript has 4 exons. The coding region runs from base 91 to 408 and encodes 105 amino acids.
GGACCCAGCACGUUUUUACUGUGUAUACAUAUUUGUCUGUGUUCACAUAAUCACCAUCCAUCGCAAUUACCGUGAAAACCAGUUCGCAGUAUGACACUAUUACUGUUAAACUUUUUGGGACUGCUUGUAGUUGCCGUUGCUCACUCUAACCAGUGUCCCCCUGUCCCGUUCCAUGAUCCUUAUGACUGUGCAGCUAUGUUCGUUUCUAUCGACUGUUCUGUCGAGUUACAAGAUUGCCCUGCUGGUAAAACCUGUUGUCCUGGAAUAUGUGGAUCAAGAACAUGUCAAAUGAUCGGAAUUAAACCUGCCUGUCCUUGCGGUCCUAAGUGUUGUCGUCUGUUCUGUCGCUAUGGAUACGCCCGGGAUGCCAGUGGGUGCGAAAUAUGUAAAUGCAGAGUUGGUUAUUAAUAUACUAUGUUCAGGAGCAAAUAAUCGUUCAAAACCAAAUACUUGGUGACAUUUUGUAAAUGUUUGUUGCUGAAGAGAAUAAAAUUAUAUAG